Messenger RNA from Naumovozyma dairenensis CBS 421, 8028 nucleotides. It is a transcript of the gene GCN1, whose product is annotated as Gcn1p. Gene Ontology annotation, biological process: regulation of translation; cellular response to amino acid starvation. The coding region runs from base 1 to 8028 and encodes 2675 amino acids. The record is from RefSeq and is a predicted model, not a curated record. NCBI's taxonomy places the organism in Eukaryota, Fungi, Ascomycota, Saccharomycetes, Saccharomycetales, Saccharomycetaceae. Gene Ontology annotation, cellular component: cytosol. The transcript has a single exon. Gene Ontology annotation, molecular function: protein kinase regulator activity.
AUGAGUUCUACUGUUAGCUGGGAGGAAUUGUCACCUUUACUUGACAGAAGAUGUAAUGAUUCACUGGUGUCAAGAAGGAUCCCAUUCUUAGAGUCUCUGAAGAAGGUCAUUGACUCAGAAACCUUGGAAUUACCUCAAUUAACACAAAUUUCCGUUAUUUUACUCAAGACUUUCAUGACAUACCAAGAUACCCAGUCCAAAGAAUUGGUCACUAGGAUUUUCCAAUCUAUCUUAAAAAUCGAGCCACGUUUAUUAGAAAAAUAUUCAACUUUCAUCUUAGCGCAAGUCUCUAAGAACCCAGGUACUAAGGCUGUAUCCGAUUAUUUAAAUAUUCUUGAUUGGGUUCAUGCAUUUCUCAAAGAUAUCUCUUCAGAUCCUACCUUAGUUUCCGAAUAUGCAAGCAGAUUGUUAGAAGCUCAUACCUAUACGACUUUUGGUAUCGAAAAUGUUUUAGACAACCAAGAAGGAAUCAAGAAAGCACAAAACAAACGUAAUCAACAUAGGAGGAGAAUCCGUGAAAGUGUUCUUCAAUCAACAACAAAAACUUUUACUCAAUGCUUCAAGAGUACAGAGAAUGGUGUUCCAUUUCUUGAAAUUGUUCUACAAAAUAUUUUGGAAUCGAAUACCAAACAAAAACUUCCAAUAACAGGUAUUGUUAUUGCAAUGGGCGCCUUAACUCAAUCUUCAAUGCAAUUAUUCUCUGCUCAACCAGCUUUAUAUAAUUUAUUGAAGGAAAAAUAUGUCGAGAAAUAUUGUACCUUCUUAGGCAAAGAUAUUCUUUUGGCUAAGGUUCCACCAUCAGCCUUCACUUUAGAAAUAUCACUGAAACCCUUUGUGAAAGAAUUUGUAACUGAAGCAUUAUUUAAUGAACAUUUUGUUCCUAAUAUGGAAAAGGCUAAUUUAAGAGCUCCAGAAUUAGGAUUUGCAAUUGCUAACGAAUUAUACUCUGGCGUUGACGCGAAGAAGAUCAAUUUGCUGAAGGUUUUCACUUCAUCCAAAUUAAUGUCCCAAUCAUUCUCAUCUUUCAAAAGCUCAAAAGAAAUUGUCAGAGAACUUUCAUCAAACUCAGUAAUCACCCUAUUAAAAUCAUUGAAUGAUGAAACUACGGAGGAACCUAAUUUACUCAAAUUCAUUGACGAAAUCUUUAAGAAUAUCAAGUCUAAUUUGAAUGCAGAUUAUAAAUAUCUAGUGUCCAAGAUUCUUGUGGUAGUUCCAACCUCUUCUGAGACCGUCUCUACAAAGAUCGUUCAAGGAUUGUCAACGUAUAUUACUAAAGAAGGUAAAGAAAAUGCGCUCUGUUUAAUGCUAUCUGCUUUUUUCACACAUUAUUUCAACUUACCCACCGCUGUAGAUGAUAUGAACAAAAUCAUAAGGAAUGGAUUCAAAGAUAAGACAUUGAAUAUAAGGAAAUGCUGGUUUACCAUAUUCCUCGAAUAUUCCAAAAAGGCAUCUCCAUCAUUACUUGGAGAGUUCGAAACUGAUUGCUUAGAAUUCGUUACAUCGACGUUAGGGCAUUUACAUAAACAUGAUCACAAGAGUUUAUUAGGAUGUCUAGAAUAUAUUUCUGCUUCAUAUACUUCAGGUAAUAAAGGCUUGCAGGACAAAGUACAAAACAUGAUCGAAUCCCUUCCAGAAUCAUCUGCCUUGGGUGAUGCAUUCGUUACAGUAGCAUUAUCGACUGCUUUACCAUCCACUGAUCGUUUACAUUCGAUAGAAUUGUUACACGACUCAUUUAUAAGGCAUCCUAAAUUGCUUGGGUUAUCCAUUGCUACUGCUGUAGAGAAAUGUUUAAAUGAAACAACUGAUGAUCUUUCUGCGAGAAUGAUAUCGUUCAAAUAUAUCGCACCAAUAUUUAACUCUAUCUCUCAACCAAUCGAAGAUGCUUCUGUUUUAACGUCUGUUCUUAUUGCGCAAUUAAUUAUCUCACAAUUCACCGGUUUCAAGCUUAAGAACGGUUGGGCAGGUUUAGUGCUUCAAGCUAAGCAAGAUCCAGCAACAAUUGUUGCUGCUCAUGCUAAGCAAAUUAUCGAAAGAAUUAUUUCAAUCACAAAUGACGCUAAAUAUAUAGAUACCCCCUUUUCUGAGUGUGCCUUUAAAGCUGCUGCUUAUACAUCAUUCAUUAAUCCAACGGCUAUUGCUCCCUUAUUGUCUGAUUUAAUUAAAUCUGAUUUAGCAGUUGGCGAGUUACCACGUCUCACUGCUGAAGACUUCGAGAUUUGGGAAGGUAAUGAAAAUGUUAUGGUUGUGAACAUCUUAGAUAAAAAGAUGGUUAAUAAACUUUCUGACAAAAAUACCAAAGAUUACGAAACUUUAAAAUGGGAACAAAGUAUUAGAAAAGAACAAGCUAAAAAGAAUGCUAGAAAGUAUACAAAGGAAGAACAAGCCUUAGUCAAUGAACAAUUGGCUAAAGAAUCUGAGAUUAGAAAAAGAAUUAAUUCCAUCAAAGUCCGGUUGCAUCGUGCUGUUAAAUUAAUCAAACAAUUGAGUAAGGAAUCAACUUUAGUGGAUAACGGUAAUCAAGUCUGGUAUCCAGUCGCUGUUAAUAAUUUAUUAAGACUUGCUCAAGAGCCAAGUUCAUCCAAAUUAGUAAAUACUUCUAUCAACGAUACUUUCCUAGCCCUUAGCGAUAACUUUUCAGAUCGAUUGGAGACAAUGGGUUUCUUUAUCGGUUUAGCUAUUCUUCGUGUACACAAGGUAACAAACAUUCCUGAAAAUUACUUAGAGGAACCAUUAGAAGAUCUUCUAUCAAGAGUUUUAUUCAGAGUUAAAUUUGUUUGUAACCAAAAAGCAUUAGAUUCCAUCAGUUUAACUUAUUUAUUACCUCUUUUGAUUAAUGUUUUGGAAGAAGGUAAACGUGUUUCAAUUAAAAACGCGGAUAAACCAUUGGCAAGAACUGAAUUUGUGGAAGAAGAUAAAGAAGAAGAACAUUUAUUGCUGGCAAUGGAAAUCAUCUCGGUCCAUGCAGAUGUUUUCGAAGACAGAUCAAUUCCAAGAAUACCUAUCAUUAGCGUCUUAUUGUCAUUAUUGAAAUUACCUUCCAAGGCUAAGAUUGCCAAAGAUUGUUUUAAUGCAUUAUGCCAGAGUAUUUCUGUUUCUCCUAAUCAAGAUGAUUUAGAUAUUAUCUUAUCAAAUCUCUUAUCACCAAAUCAAUUCGUUCGUUCAACAAUUCUUGAAACUUUAGACAAUGAAUUUGAAUUGGAGCCGUUCAUGGAAUUUUCUCCAGAGAUUUUUAUCUGUAGGUUUGAAUCUGAUGAAUCCAACAAAGAAAUAGCUGACUUCAUUUGGGAUUUCAACAAGUUUAAAAUCAAUGAUGAAUUGAUUACAAAGUUAUUAACUUUAUUUAAUCAAGAUGAUAGUGGUCUACGUCUUUUCACUGCGAAGGCAUAUGCUUACGCUUCUAUGUAUUUAGCCAAGGACUCAGCUUCUGUUUUACAAGAACACUUAAAUGUAUUGCUUCGAUUCUAUGAAGAAAAAAGCAAACCGCUAGAGGCUAUAUUAGAUGAAUUUGGUUUAGUUGUCGUAAGUGCGGCUGAACGUAAAGAUCCAUGGCAAGACAGAAGUACAGUUGCAAUUACUCUUAAGGAAAUGGCUGCUGGGUUAUCGGAAGAAGAUGAUUCCAUCGUUAAUACCAUCAAAUUCUUAGUCGAAAGCGGAGCUUUGGGUGACAGAGAACCGCUCGUUCGUCAAGAAAUGAAAGAGGCAGGUAUCGAGGUUAUUACUAUACAUGGAGCCAAUAAAUCAGAAGAAUUAAUUCCAAUCUUUGAACAUUCUCUAGUAUCAGACAUUCCUGCUUCUAUUAAAGAAAAUGUCAUUAUUUUAUAUGGUACAUUGGCUAGACAUUUGAAGAAAGAUGAUCCAAGAAUCCACAUCAUCAUUGAUAGAUUACUAGCAACUCUAGAUACUCCAUCAUCAGAUGUUCAAGAAGCUGUUUCUGAAUGUAUUGCCCCCCUAGUUUUCCAAUUUAGAUCCAACGUUGAGGGAUACAUUAGAGACUUGAUGAACAAGCUUUUGGAUCCAACCUGUCCGGCCAGGGUCCGUAAAGGGGCUGCAUGGGGCAUUUCAGGGUUAGUUAAAGGGUACGGUAUCUCUGCAUUAAGUGAGUUCGAUAUUAUCCGUAACUUAAUGGAAGCUGCUGAAGAUAAGAAAGAAUCGAAGAGACGUGAAUCAGUUGCAUUAGCAUUUGAAUGUCUAUCCAAAUCAUUAAAGAAAUUUUUCGAACCUUAUGUUAUCGAAGUUUUACCAAAUAUUCUAAAAAAUUUGGGUGAUUCUGUACCCGAAGUUCGUAAUGCAACUGCAGAAGCUACCAAAGCGAUUAUGGGUCAUACUACAAGUUAUGGUGUUAAGAAAUUAAUUCCAGUUGCUGUAUCAAACUUAGAUGAAAUAUCAUGGAGAACGAAGCGAGGAUCCGUUGAACUAUUAGGUAAUAUGGCUUACCUGGACCCAACACAAUUAUCCAGCUCGUUGUCUACUAUUGUCCCAGAAAUCGUUGGUGUUUUGAAUGAUUCUCAUAAAGAAGUUCGUAAGGCUGCUGACGAGUCAUUGAAGAGAUUCGGUGAGGUUAUAAGAAACCCUGAAAUUCAGAACCUAGUUCCAGUUUUACUUCAAGCUAUUGGUGAUCCAACCAAAUACACAGAGGAUGCUUUGGACGCAUUAAUUCAAACCCAGUUUGUUCAUUAUAUCGAUGGUCCAUCUCUUGCUUUGAUUAUCCACGUUAUCCACCGUGGUAUGCACGAUAGAUCAGCGAACACAAAGAGGAAGGCAUGUAAAAUCGUUGGUAACAUGGCAAUUCUUGUCGAUACUAAGGAUUUGAUUCCAUAUCUACAACAACUGAUUGAUGAAGUUAAAAUCGCGAUGGUUGAUCCAGUUCCAAAUACAAGAGCCACAGCUGCUCGCGCAUUAGGUGCCUUAGUCGAAAGAUUAGGUGAAGAACAAUUCCCAGAUUUAAUUCCUCGUUUGUUAGACACAUUAAGUGACGAAAUGAAAUCAGGUGAUCGUCUAGGUUCUGCUCAAGCUUUGGCGGAAGUUAUCAGUGGGUUGGGUCUAUCUAAGUUGGAUGAAUUAUUACCAACAAUUUUGGCAGGUGUAACUAAUUUCCGUGCUUAUGUUAGAGAAGGGUUUAUGCCAUUAUUGUUGUUUAUCCCAAUCUGUUUCGGUGCCCAAUUUGCGCCAUACAUUAAUCAAAUUAUUCAACCUAUUCUUUCCGGGCUUGCUGAUAAUGACGAGAACAUUCGUGACACAUCCUUAAAAGCUGGUAAGUUAAUCGUUAAAAACUAUGCUACAAAAGCUAUCGACUUAUUAUUACCAGAAUUAGAAAGAGGUAUGUUUGAUGAGAAUGAUCGUAUCCGUUUAUCUUCCGUUCAAUUAACUGGUGAAUUGUUAUUCCAAGUUACUGGUAUUUCUGCAAGAAAUGAAUUUACCGAAGAACAAGAAGAUUACAAUACUGAGACCUCGACGAAGUUAGUUGAUGUCUUAGGUCAAGAUCGUCGUGAUAGAGUUUUGGCAGCAUUGUUUGUAUGUAGAAACGAUACAUCUGGUAUUGUCAGAGCGACCACGGUUGAUAUCUGGAAGGCCCUUGUGCCAAACACUCCUCGUGCUGUUAAGGAAAUCUUACCAACAUUGACAAGUAUUAUUGUCACUCAUUUGGCCUCUUCAUCUAACGUCUUACGUAAUAUUGCCGCACAAACUCUUGGUGACUUAGUUCGUCGUGUUGGUGGAAAUGCUUUAUCUCAAUUGUUACCAACAUUGGAAGAAUCAUUGGAAGAAUCCUCCAAUUCUGACUCUAGACAAGGUGUCUGUAUUGCGUUACAUGAGUUGAUCGAAUCCUCAUCGGGAGAAUCAUUAGCUACUUUCCAAGAUAUCAUUGUCAAUAUUAUUCGUAAGACUUUGAUAGAUGUCGAUGAAAGUGUCAGAAGCUCAGCUGCGUCUGCAUUUGAUGCCUACCAAAAUGUUGUUGGCAAUUUAGCUGUGGAUGAAAUUAUUCCAUACUUGUUACAUAUGCUAAAAUCCGAAGAUGAUUCUGAAUACGCAUUACUUGGAUUGCAAGAUAUUAUGUCUACUAAAUCCGAAGUUAUUUUCCCAAUUUUAAUCCCAACAUUGUUGGCUUCACCAAUCGACGCCUUCAGAGCAUCUGCUCUUGGUUCUUUAGCUGAAGUGGCUGGUUCGGCCUUAUACAAACGUUUAUCUACUAUCGUCAAUGCUGUAGUCAAUGCACUUGUUUCGGACCAUCCGGAUGAAGAAACUAAACAUUCCUUAGAAACUACUCUUGAUAAGAUUUUCCUAUCUGUUGAUGAAGAUGAAGGUUUACAUCCAUUAUUGCAACAAAUUAUGUCAUUGUUGAAGAGUGAUGAUAAAGCUAAGCGUUCUGUUAUUUCAAAACGUCUACCAAAUUUCUUUGAACAUACAACAUUAAAUUUGGAUAUUUAUGUUCCAGAUUUUGUUUCAUAUGCUAUUUUAUCAUUAGACGAUAAUGAUCCAGAAGUUGUAGAAGGUAACUUCAACGCUUUGACUGCUUUAUUAAAGACCCAAGAUAAAUCUAUGUUAGAAAAGUUAGUGAAACCAGCAAAGCAAGCCUUAGCAUUAACUGGUACUCAGGGAGAAGAUCUUGCGGCAUUCAAAUUACCCAGGGGUCCAAAUUGUGUUUUACCAAUUUUCUUGCAUGGUUUAAUGUAUGGUUCUAGUGAUGAACGUGAAGCCUCAGCUUUAGCUAUUGCUGAUGUUGUUUCUAAGACUCCAUCUGCUAACUUAAAACCAUUUGUUAGUGUAAUUACAGGUCCUUUAAUCCGUGUUGUUGGUGAAAGAUUCAGUAGUGAUAUUAAAGCUGCUAUCUUAUUUGCAUUGAAUAUUUUAUUUGUUAAGAUUCCUCAAUUCUUAAGACCCUUCAUCCCACAAUUACAAAGAACUUUUGUUAAAUCGUUAUCGGACCCAAGUAACGAAACUUUGCGUUUGCGUGCAGCAAAGGCUCUUGGUACAUUGAUUGAAUACCAACCUCGUGUUGAUCCAUUAGUUGUUGAAUUAGUUACCGGUGCAAAGCAAGCUACAGAUGAAGGUGUUAAGACAGCUAUGUUAAAGGCUUUGUUGGAAGUUAUUGUUAAAGCAGGUAAUAAAUUAAAUGAAACAUCUAAGAAUAAUGUUGUUAAUUUGGUUGAAGAAGAAAUGCUAAGUAGUAAUGAUAAACUUGCUAUUGCUUAUGCUAAAUUAAUUGGUUCAUUAUCUGAAAUUUUAUCACCAAGUGAAGCACAUAAGAUUUUAGAAGAAAAGGUAUUAUCUGUUGAUUUAAACGAAGAAUCUGGUAAAUUUGCUAUUUUGACAUUAAAUUCAUUCUUAAAAGAUGCUCCAGGUCAUAUUUUCAACCCUGAAUUAAUUGAUUCUUUUGUGAAAUACAUUAUAAAUGCUAUUUCCUCAACCAAUCCAUAUUUCGGAGAAAAUGGUAUUAUUGCUGCGGGUAAAUUGCUAUUAUUAGAAAAUGAGAAAAAAUCACCAUUCUCCAAGAAUGAAAGUUCUUCACCAUUUGCUCUUGGUGAAGAAAACAUCAAGAAUUUAAUCGAUGUAUUAGCAACCGCUUCAUUACAACCAACUUGUAACUCAGCUGAUUGUAGAAGAGUAGCAUUGGUUGUAAUUCGUACAAUGGCAAGAUUUAAAUUUGAUGAAUGUGUUAAACCAUACAUCACCGUAUUAGGUUUAUCAGUAUUUGGUAGUUUACGUGAUCCAAUCAUUCCUGUGAAAUUAGCAGCUGAAAAGGCAUACCUUGCAUUAUUUAAGCUAGUUGAAGAACCAGAUAUGAAAACUUUUAAUGAAUGGUUUUCAUUAACAUCUUCUGGUGAAACAUCCACAACAACGAUCGUUGGGACAAGUAUUCAAUUUAGAUCUAUUGGUGAUUUCACUAAGAGAGUUGGUAAAAGAUUAGCUACUGUUGAAAGAGACAGAAUAGCAGCAGGUGGUGAUGCUGAAACAAUGUUUAGUGACAGAUUUGAAGAUGAAAGAGAAAUCUGGGCAGUUGGUGGAGUCGAAUUAAACAAUAAUGACAUUUGA